AUGAUUAAUCGAUUGUAUGAUUCAGUCUCUUUUGUUCACAAAUUUUACCUACGAAAGAGUUCGACAAACUCCGAAACGAAACAAUAUGAUUGUCAAUGUGUGAAUAGUCUGAAUUUGGAGACACGCAAACCAAUAGUAAAACUGAAAGUGAUCGCCUUUUCACUUCAACGCAUUAUUACAUUGAGCGAUAAUGUUAUUCAAGUGCUUAAUAGCAUCAAUUUGCAAAUUAUACAAAAUAAAAGAUUGAAAAAUAUCGUCACUUUCGCAAUUUCCAAUCAAUCGAUUCAAGGCGCAUCUGUUGACAUGUGCACGUCAACUAAACGCAAUAAAAUACAAAUCUAUCGACUUGACCGAGCAGAUAUUAAUUUAAAACAAGAAAUAUCCGUUCCUGAUCUAAUUAUAUCUUUGACUAUGGAUGAAUGCGGUAUACUAGCGUGCUCAGAAACAAACUACUAUGGUUACAUACCUUCAGCGAAUAAUGAGAGACGAUCAACGAAUUCUCUACGUACUAUAUUUACUUUGAAUGAUGCAAGCAUUCGUGCUUGUUUCACAAAUAUUUCACCAGGCGAAUAUCUUCUGAAUGGCCCUAGUAUUGGUGUUCCAACUACUCUAGAGGGUACAAGUGAACGUGCACCAAUUAUGUUUGUUAGUCAGCCGUAUAGCUUUACUUAUUCCCAUCCAUAUCUAAUCGUACUUGUCGAUGAUCAUCUUCAGAUCUAUAGUUAUUUAGACGAUCAAUUAGUACAACAAAUUUCCUUGAAAAACUGUCGAACUGUAGUAAACAUUCCUGAAGAAAAUCGUAAUACGUUGUUACUCCAUAACAAAGAUACAAUCUAUCUUGUGGAAUCUUCCAAUAUCGAAGAGCAGAUCGAUCAAUUAUUAAACUCCUAUCGGUUGCAAGAAGCGUUAGCAUUAGCUGAGAGUACUUGUCCAUCAAACGAAAGCCGUCAAAAUAAUUCAUUAGUACGAUCAACUAAAACACGUAUCGGCCUCAUUGAAUUCGCGGCGAUGAAUGUCAUUCGAGCAUUGUCUUUAUUCGAUGAAGUGCGUCUAGAUUUUCAUGAAAUUAUGAUUAACAUUCCGAAUUUCUUACCAUUGAAAUCUGCAUGGCCAGAGCUGGAUGAAAGUAAUCGAAGUCAGUAUGUUCAAUGGCUCACGGCCUUUUGUGACUUCAUGACAAAACGAGCCGACGAAUUCUCUCAUCAACCUGAUUAUUAUUCAUCGUUAUUGAAAGCCUAUCUAGUCAUUAAGUCGCGCGACAAAAUCAUUCAGUUCCUUGAAACACAUGCAGCAUCGAUUCCUUUGGAUUAUGAUCAUCUACUUUUCAACGCCCGACUUUAUCAUGGCGCAGCAAUUGUCUAUUCGGCACAUGAUAAACACGAACAAACGUUGGAUAUUUGGAGAAAAAUUGUGCUGAAAGAAUAUCCUGUUGAUGAUGAGACAUUUCCAGGCAUUUGGAUCAUAGCUAAAUAUGUUCUCGAAAGAGAUAUCGAUCGCGCAGUGGAAUUCUCUAUUGCGAAAUGGUUACUCGAACAAAAUGAAGAAGAGUCAGCAAUCAAAAUCUUUAUUGCCAAACAUGAAAAUGAAUCGAAUAGUGAUAUUUUUUGCUCAGAUCGAGUGAUUAGUUUAUUAAAAUCGUAUCCAACGGCGUUGAGGAGUUAUCUCGAACAAGCAGCAUUUAAAUUAAUGAUUGAAAGCAAUGAUAUUCAUACUGCAUUGGUGAAUAUUUAUCUGGAUCAGUUGUUAUCAAAAUCUCAGGACAAUAAUGAAUAUACACGAUCGAAGCUACAAGAGUUUCUUAUCAAGUCCAAUUCCUAUCGUAUCCAAUCUGUGCUCAGUCGCAUCAAUCAAACGAACAAAUUAAAGCGCGAAGUAGCUCUACUCUAUGGAAAAAUGAACAAUUUCGAACAAGCAUUUCAAAUUCUUGUCAAUGAACUAGAAGAUUUUGAAUAUGCAGAAAAAUAUUGCAUUGCUUUGUCGAAUGGUAAAUGCAGUGAAGAUCGAAAAAUAGUUGCACAUGUCCUAUUUCGAAUCUUCCUUACAUCAUUAGACAAAAAUCCUGAACAAAUAACAGUCGUGCUUCUUCGUCUUCUUUGUAAUAACGAAAUCGAAUUCGAUUUUCUCGAAGUUUUAAAACGCUUACCAUCAAAUUGGUCGAUAGCAUCGAUCACCGAUAUUCUCAUACGUGCCGUUCGAACCUAUUCUUACACUCAACGCUCAACGAAACUCGAAUUAGCUUUAAAUCGCGUACAAAACGAGAACCUAUCAGUCAAAUUAACGAAAUUAAAGUGCGCGAAUAUCACUGUGAACGAAUAUCGACGAUGUAAACAUUGUCUACAUCAAUUUUACGAAACCUCGUGUGUAGUCUAUCCCGAUGGCAGCCAAGUUCAUGUUCACUGUGCCAAACAAAUGCAUAACUAA
Molecule: messenger RNA, 2421 nt
Organism: Adineta ricciae
Lineage: Eukaryota; Metazoa; Rotifera; Eurotatoria; Adinetida; Adinetidae
Source: the annotation of a GenBank genome assembly